This is a messenger RNA of Funneliformis geosporum, 265 nucleotides long. The record is from the annotation of a GenBank genome assembly. NCBI's taxonomy places the organism in Eukaryota, Fungi, Glomeromycota, Glomeromycetes, Glomerales, Glomeraceae.
UGGAUAUAAUACCGCAUUUGUUAAAGACACUUCUAUUAUUGUUUCUGAACUGCUUCACGAAUCAUUUUCAAAGCUCAAUGGAUUAAUACAUAAGUUGGAAAUUCUGAUUUUCAUCAUACUUCUGGAAAAAGAUAUCAAUACAUUUUUAUCCGAUCCAGAAAAUAUUGUUCAGUUAAGAUUACCUGGUACAAUUGUGAAAGAACUUGAGAACUAUGAUUAUAUGGAAACAGAAUCAAAUUGUAUUUUUGAAGGAUAUUUUAAUUAG